This is a messenger RNA of Hippocampus comes (tiger tail seahorse), 3390 nucleotides long. RefSeq names its product ADP-ribosylation factor GTPase activating protein 2 (gene arfgap2). Gene Ontology annotation, biological process: COPI coating of Golgi vesicle. Lineage: Eukaryota; Metazoa; Chordata; Actinopteri; Syngnathiformes; Syngnathidae. Gene Ontology annotation, molecular function: GTPase activator activity. Bases 63 to 1709 code for a protein of 548 amino acids. The transcript is spliced from 17 exons. The record is from RefSeq and is a predicted model, not a curated record.
CAGUUUGGGGCACAUGACUUCCCGUAGUUGCGUCAUCGUAUGUAAAUUGUUGGAGUGGCAAGAUGGCUACCGAACCAAACAAGACUGAAAUACUUACUAUUUUCAAACGACUGAGAUCCAUUCCUACCAACAAGGUGUGUUUUGACUGUUCUGCGAAAAACCCUAGCUGGGCGAGCAUACCAUAUGGCGUCUUCUUGUGCAUUGACUGCUCUGGAAUCCACCGUUCCCUUGGAGUGCACCUCAGCUUCAUCAGAUCCACUGAGUUAGAUUCCAACUGGAACUGGUUUCAGCUUAGAUGUAUGCAGGUUGGAGGCAAUGCCAAUGCAACUGCCUUUUUCCGCCAGCAUGGCUGCUCCACAAACGACACCAAUGCCAAGUAUAACAGCCGUGCAGCGCAAAUGUACAGGGAGAAGAUUAGACAGCAAGCCAACACUGCACUGUCCAAGUAUGGAACAGAUCUAUGGAUUGACUCUUCUGGGGGGCUCACAGCAGCGGCUCCUGAGAAAAAAGAACAAGACUUCUUUGCAGAACACACACAGUCUUGUAAUGACUGGAGCAUGACAACAGCCUCAGAGCUGGAGCAGAAUGGCGCCACCGUCGCUGUGCAGCCAAGGGACACCAUGGCCAAAAGCCAAGAUGACAGCCAGCCGGAGGACGGGCCGAGCAUUGAUGGUUUGAGCACGUCGCCCAGAGCCACGAUUGAUUCCAUGCUAUUGUCGUCACAAGAGCAAUGGCAAUCCAGAGAUGUUAAGCCAACCAUUAUUGGGAAGAAGAAGCCAAUGGCUGCCAAAAAAGGGCUGGGGGCAAAGAAGGGCCUCGGUGCUCAGAAGGUGAGCAGCAAGAGUUUUUCGGAGGUGGAGAAGCAAGCCCAAGUGGCUGAGAAGAUACGAGAGGAGCAGGCAGCCGAGGCAAAAAAACAAGCGGAGGAGUCCAUUGUGGCUUCCAUGCGUUUGGCCUACAAAGAGCUCGAGAUUGACCGAAAGCUUGAGGAAAAGAAGCUGAAGAACCUGGAAGGCAAGAAGAGGGAGCAGGCCGAGAGACUGGGCAUGGGCUUCGGAAACAGGAGUGCUGUGUCACAUUCAGUGAUGUCUGAGAUGAAGGUGAUUGAGCAGGAAACCCCAGUGGGAGCCAAGACCUCGACUCGUUCCAAAUUGGACAUGUUUGAUGAGCCCGGUUUCACCUCUGGACCCCCUAAAUAUAAGGAUAACCCAUUCUUGGUGGGUGACAGUUUUGGAUCGCGCUGGGAGACAGAAGGAGGGACCGCCUCCUUUAGCACCUCCUGGACUCUGGAGAAAGAAGAACCCAAAGAGGAAGUCACCAUCUCCAGUAUUCAGCCAAUAGGAGAGAGACUUCCCAGCAGAAGAAAAGCUGAGGUGUCCGCCCCAGUGUCGGAGUCGAGCGAAGCCAGGCAGAAGUUUGCGAAUGCAAAGGCCAUCUCUUCGGACAUGUUCUUUGGCCGUGAAAGCAACGUUGAGUAUGAGGCAAAGAGCCGACUGGAGGGCAUGUCUGGAAGCACGGCCAUCAGUUCGGCUGACCUGUUUGGAGAUGGCAGUGACAAUAAAGGGCGCUCAUCAGGCUUUGACAGCGUCCUUCCCACUGGUCCAGACAUCACCCAGUUCAAGCAAGGAGUGAAGACGGUCGCAGGCAAGAUGGCCGUCCUUGCCAACGGGGUCAUGAAUACCAUCCAGGAUCGCUAUGGCUCCUACUGAGCAACUUGGAGACACUGGCACCGAGAUGACCGGCCUCGUUUGACUGGUGCAUUUGGCCAGGGAUGAAACUAGGGAUGGGAUGGAUACCUUUCAUAUUUAAACUGGUUUGGUUCCGAUUCUUGGUAUCUGGGAAUCGAUACCGGUAUUCAACUGUACCAAUUUUCGGUACCACGGUUCUGCUGUUUGUGGUAAUAAAUUUGUCAGUUUAUUCAACAGUAAUAUCAAAAUCAUUCAAUUUAACAAUGAUUUUUCAAAAUACAAUUUGACAAACAACAAAACUUCGUGAAUUGAAAACAAAUGAGCCAACGAGGAUAGAGUAAAAAUAAAGGUUAACAAUUUUUCAAUUACAAAGAGCUGAAAAAAAAAUGCAAACAAUACAUUAAUAUUUCAAUAUCCAAAGUAGAGGGCACGGUUCUUUGCAAUGAACAAUGCAAGGAAGCGCGUUAAAUCAUUUGUAUUAGUGUUAUCUUCGUUCCUUGUGUACUUGUUUUUCAAGAAUGCACGGCACGCGAUGAGUUGGAACCCAGCUUGCACCAAAAUAUAGCAACCAAAAAAAAAAAAAAAAAAAAACAGUUGGAAGAGGACGCCAAUGAGAACAUAGAGAAUGACUGGAAUCAAAUUUAUCCUUUGAAUGUACCCAAACCGGUAUUUGAUGCUCGCUACAUUUUGGCCACAAGAUUUCACUACUUCACCCAUAUGACAUUUUAAGAUACGUAGUAUUAUGAUGUAUUAAGUAUUGUUCAAAAACACAGUGCAUCGAUAUUGUAACGAUGGUGACGUCGCGCACCUUCCCAGCAUUAUUCGACUCCUUGAAGGAAGACGGACCUCUCUGUGCUGGCGCCAGGUAGGGGCAGAUGCCGCGGCCGUGCUCCCUGCAUGGAUGAAAGCCAGGACCCCGCCGGCCCGUCCCUCUCAGGCCCACACCGAUUGCAGAGACCCGGGGACUUCGGCAACUAACGGCCAGCGCCAGUACAGAGAAACCCCGCCCCACUUCGCCCUGCGCUCAACCAAAGCAUGCUAGGAAGUGCGAGGCUUCACCAUUGCUACAAUAUACUCCUUAAAUUGUGUUCGUUUGGCUUGACGGCAAGCAAACCUCGCUCGCUUCCAAAUCUGAAAAUGUAUUUUUAAAUCCUACGCGAGUGGGUGACAUCAUUACUGUGGUGGAUGUGCACUGUUGCGUUCAAGUGCGCCAUGGAAAAUCGCCAACCUUCGUCAUCCCCCCGUCACAACUUCGGAAGACAUGCUUCAGAACCGACAAAUAGUACCGUUUGAUUUCAUGAUAAUCGGUGCUCAGUCGUACUGACUCAACUCGGUCCAUACCAAAAAAAUAGUACGGUCUUUGGUACCCUUCCCGAGAUGAAACUGAGAGAAGGAAAGGCUUUGCAUGAAUAAAGAUAAUCUUCCUUCUCACUCCCCACCUUUUAGAGACUGUUGCUGGAGUGAGUCAGUAUUUUGCUCUCUCAACAUUUGAGUUUUUAUUUUCAUAAAGCAAACCACGUGUGGUUGUAGUCUAUCGGAAGCAAGAGUUGUAUCUAAAGUUGGACAUUUUUUGUUUGGGUCUUAGAUUUUCAAAAUGUUGUCAGAGUUCUAUAUUUUCUUUGGUCUCUGAUAUAUGUUAACAAAUACUUCCAUGUUUUGUCCUGUUUUGUCAUUGUGAUACUAAAUAAAAAGGUGCAACGCU